AUUUUGUAUAGUUAAAUCAGUUUCUGGGUACUGCAAAAUAAUGUCUGGAUAUGCAGUUAGCAAUUCUUUCUUACUACUCCUGUCAUUCUUCGCUUCGUCUCUUACUGCUGAAGGAUAUUAUUCUUAUGCUGUUGUGGAAAGUUGUAAAGGUUGUCAAUUGAAUCGACUACCUGAUGUAAAAAAUUUUAUCUUCGAGGAUCUCCAGCAUUAUGAAAAUGUUGAUUUCAAGCAUGUUCAAGGAGCACCGCCAGAAUUAGUUAUUUACAAUAAAAACGAAAAGGAAAUAGAGCGAUUAAAAUUGGCACAACUAACUCAACAAGAAUGUAAUGAUCUAUUAGUUACUAAAGGUUUCAAAAAAUCUUCACCAAUUAAGGAUGAAAUAUAAAUUGAAAAGAAAAUCUGCAAUGACUUUCAUCAAUUUUAUUAGUCAUUAAUCGAUUGAAAUAUUUGAAUUUUUAUUUUUUGAACAUAUAUUUAUUUGAUCAAAUGUGAACUGACCCAUUAAGUAUAUGUAACUUUGUCCAGGGUACAUACGAAAAAAUCAGUAAAAUAUCAAAUACGUAACAUACUAUUGCACUAAAUAGGUAAUAAAAUAGGCACGUUCUAAUGCACUUGUUAAAAGUUUUCUGUUAAUAUUAAUUCUGUUCUUUAACCAUAGAUAAGAGGAGUGCAUGUUCUCCUCUUUCGAGCUGCAAUCUGUGAUAAAACCACUAGUACUACAAUUCAUAUGGUGAUUAAAUUGUCCAAUGCAUUAUGUAUUGGCUACCUUUACAUAUUUAUACAUAAAUUAAUUUAUUUCACAUU
Ceratosolen solmsi marchali is the source of this 804-nucleotide messenger RNA. Its product is annotated as selenoprotein M-like. The record is from RefSeq and is a predicted model, not a curated record. The coding region runs from base 41 to 385 and encodes 114 amino acids. Lineage: Eukaryota; Metazoa; Arthropoda; Insecta; Hymenoptera; Agaonidae. Gene Ontology annotation, cellular component: endoplasmic reticulum lumen. The transcript has 4 exons. Gene Ontology annotation, molecular function: oxidoreductase activity.